AUGGAUAUCGCUCCUUUUUCUCUGUUUCUCGUUUCUGUUCAGUCCAUUGCACAGGUUCUCCUCUUAUGCCUUACCGGUUAUGUGGUCGCAAAACUUGGAAUAAUCACUUCAAGUAUUCAAGAGGGUCUUUCCAAAUUGAUAAUAAAAAUAUUAAUGCCAUGUUUCCUGUUUUCGAGAAUUGCCGCUAACAUCGACUAUGAAAUGUUACUGCGACUUUGGCCUAUACCCGUCUUUUAUUUCUUUUUCACAGCCACCAGUGGCAUUCUCGGUGUAUUUGGGAGGAAAUUAUUCAACUUGUCUAUUUCAAAUACAAAGUUCAUGGUAACUAGUAUCAUGUUUAAUAAUGUAGCAAGCCUUUCAUUAGGAAUAUUAAAAGGUAUGAGUGAUACCAGCGCAAUGCAAAUUUUACGUUGGGGAGAAGGGGAUGAUCCUUCUAACUCUAUCAAAAGAGGAACUUCUUAUAUAUUGCUAUCCACUCUCUUUGGUAACUUGCUGCGGUGGAGUUUAGGUGCGUUUUUGCUUAAAAAAGAACUAUCCGAGGAAAUUUUAUCCGGAGAAACCCCGUUGUUGGGAACGGAAGGUAUCUCACAUCAAAGGCGGCGGUCAUUAUUUAGUAGGGUUGUUAAAGCUGUCCGUGGUACGUUGAACCCACCACUAUGCUCUGCGAUGCUUGCUUUGGUUGUUGGUACUGUUCCUUUCCUCAAAUUCAUUUUCUUUAACGAACGUUCGCCACUUGCUACAAUAUCAAAAGUUAUGGAAUACAUGGGGGCUACCUAUGUACCCUUAACCCUCAUCACACUUGGUGCUCAUUUAAAUAAUUUGCCACAUGCCAAAAGUCAAGAAAUACUACCCAUCAUCGCUUAUAUAAUGUCUUGCAGGUUUAUAAUAAUGCCAAUAAUUGGUGUGGUUACGAUUUUAUCAACAAGAACAUGGUAUAUAAAUGACCCAAUGUUAUUGUUUGUUCUAAUGUUAUUUGCAAGUGGUCCAACUGCUAUUAAUUGUAUGAACUUGGUGCAAUUAACCGGCACUUUUAAAGAAGAGAUGGCUACUUUGUUGUUUUAUUCUUAUAUUGCAGUAGCACCUAUGACUACUUGUCUUGUAAUGG
Messenger RNA from Cetraspora pellucida, 1105 nucleotides. The record is from the annotation of a GenBank genome assembly. Lineage: Eukaryota; Fungi; Glomeromycota; Glomeromycetes; Diversisporales; Gigasporaceae.